AUUCACUAAACCUGUUCACACCGGAGUAAAAACAUCCUUAGUUACCAGGCCAACAAUCCCAACGCCGAGCAGAGCUGCCAUCCCACUGCUGGAGAAACAGUGAGCAUUAACAGAAGAGAGUAGCAGAGCUGCUAUCGCUGGGAACAACCCAUUGCGGCCGCCAGAGUUCAAACUCCGUCGCACGUGGCCAAGAAAGAACAAUCCAGACGCAGCGUGUACAUCAUCUCCAGUUUCAGCAUCAGAAACUCCGGCGUGAUUUUUGCCUUGUCCACCGGUCCUCCGCCCACUGAUGGGUAGCAGAGUUUAGGGCGAUUGAGGUGAGUAGCAGAGAUUUCUCGAAUCCCGUCCGUUUGCUACCAUGACCGACUUAGGAGAGUUGAAAAAACUCCCGUGACCAGUUAAUGGGUUGUCUAUUAGAUUACUAAGGAGAGGGUAUUUUUCACUGUUUUGGCUGAGCCUGUCUUCAAUUUUCAACAUUCAUUCCACCAACUUCAACAAUGGCAAAAGUAUUCGACUUUCCUAUCAUUCUCCAUUCUCAGGCCUGCUACUGCCGUUACAAUUAUCCACUUCCUUAUUCUCAACACCCAUUGAUUUUCACCCCAACGGCCGAGCCCAGACUCAAGCCAAACUUCCCCAAACUCAAAUCUUCAUACUCCUAUGAUAAUAAUAACCAGACAGAAAAAAGUAGUGCAAGAAGAGGGCUUCAUUAUCAUAGUUCAAGAAAGAGGGUGUUUUUCUUGGAUGUCAAUCCUCUGUGUUACAAUGAAGGUACCUGGUCUUUCCAGUAUUUUGCUCACUGGAUCUCCCUAUUCUUAGCUGACGUCAGCAAUGGUGAACCUGUUGUUGCUGUUAUUGAUGGGGAAAGAGGCAAUGAGUACAGGAGGAACCUAUUGCCUACCUAUAAAGCGAAUAGGAAGAGGCCUGGAGGUUCAGUCUCUGGAGGCUUUAUAAGAACUUCAGUUGAAAGGUCACAUAAAGUCAUCUUGGAUGUUCUUAAGAAUUGUAAUGUGCCUGUUGUUAAGAUUGAGUCGCAUGAAGCGGAUGAUGUUGUAGCUACACUCGUGGCGCAAGUCCUGCAGAAAGGGUUUCAAGCUGUAAUUGCUUCACCAGACAAAGAUUUCAAGCAACUGAUAUCAGAAGAUGUUCAAAUCUUGAUUCCAAUGCCUGAGUUAGAUAGAUGGUCGUAUUAUACUUUAAAGCAUUACAAAGCUCAGUACAAUUGUGAUCCACAGUCUGACUUGAGUUUGAGAUCCAUGUUGGGUGAUGAAGCUGAUGGGGUUCCUGGAAUUAAGGACGUGGUUCCUAAAUUUGGUCGAAAAACUGCACUAAAGCUCUUGAGAAAGCAUGGGAAUCUUGAAAAUCUACUUGCUGCCGCCACAGUGAGGACUGUUGGUAGACCCUAUGUCCAAGACACUCUUACGAAACAUGCCGAUUAUCUACGUAGAAAUUAUCAAAUUCUCUCUCUCAAGACUGAUGUUGAUGUUCAAUUUGAUGACAACUGGCUAUCUGAUAGAGACACUAGUAAUGAUUCAGUAACUAUAUCAAACUUGAUUCAUGACCUAAAUAAAGCAAAUGGGAAAUUUUGUGUGGCGUAACUGCCCCCCAUGAGGCUUUAAGCUCUCAAAAUUAAUGGAAUUUAUCAAGAAUUGCAGAAGAAGAAUCAACGGUUUGUGGCGAAAGUGGACUAAAAUGAUGUCUGUCAUUUUCAUAUUUAUUUCAUCCAUUUACUGAUAUUUGAGUUCAAGUGCUAUGUUGUAAGAGGGAGAGUGUGGUCACGUAAUCUCAGGAGACCACAGUUGAUCACUAACUUGAAUUUUGAACUCCUAAGAUUACAGUAGUUGUGUGUAAGUUUUGUAGUAGAAAACCUACUGUUCAGGGGGCAACUCCUUGUCAAAGCUAAGAGUGUGUGUGUAUGUUAUCUCGAAGCUUGGGAAGCAUGGCUCGUGACUCUGGGUUAGGCAACAGCCCAAGUGUAGCAACAGACGCAGCUAGCCAGCCAGCCACAGGCCAAUAGGCCUGGUCUGGCACAUCAAGAGGCAAGAGCUGAGUAGUCCAACUUGGCCGGCCGACGUGUCUAUUUCAGCCAAACGUCCAACAGGGCUGAAGAAGGAUCUCUAGUGUAACCGACAUAAUAGGUGAUUCUAUUGCAUAACGGGUCAUACCAUGCAUUAGGACACGCCCUCAGCGGUUUCCGGAGGCUUAUAGAGCAUAUCGAGAUUGAGCUGACCUCUACCAGACUACCAGUCACAUUUCCCUCCAUGUCGCCAUCUUUAAAUAUACCAGCCUCCAGGCUUCAACACUCGGACAAAAGGUGGCAAUGUAAUUGGAAAUAUUAUGUACUCCAUUUACACCGAUUCUAUCCUCAUGAGUUUUUCUUGAAAAGCUUUUUAUGAAUUAUGAGACAAUGCAUCAAAAUAAAGCAGGAUUAAUAAUUGUGAGUUGACUAUGAUUUCAUCCAUUUUGGCUCUCCUAAUAUGCGAGUUGAAUUAUUC
Molecule: messenger RNA, 2492 nt
Organism: Cuscuta epithymum
Lineage: Eukaryota; Viridiplantae; Streptophyta; Magnoliopsida; Solanales; Convolvulaceae
Source: the annotation of a GenBank genome assembly